Molecule: messenger RNA, 228 nt
Organism: Linum tenue
Lineage: Eukaryota; Viridiplantae; Streptophyta; Magnoliopsida; Malpighiales; Linaceae
Source: the annotation of a GenBank genome assembly
AACAAAACUGAAAGAGAGGAAAAGGAAACGAUGCAAUCUGCAACCUUCUCGUUUCAUCUUCUACUUCUUACUCCUCUCUCGUGUUCGUUUUGGAAACACAGAAAAGACUCGAAAAAAGAAAGUACGGUCCUCGAAUCGACGUUUCCUGGUGGAGAUGGAGGAGGAGCAAAACAAUCGAGGGAAGGUCGCCGCAUACGGGCACUAGCGAUGUCGCCGGCGCUGGCGCCA